GCACUUGACAUGAGAGACAAUGAGAGAUACACUUUCAAACCAUGUUUCAAACUUUUUUCAUAAUGAGUUGAGAAAUUAACGAGAAAGUAUUGUUUAAAACAAAAAUUAAAAAAAAUGGUUUGUAUAAAACGCUUAAACAUCCCUGUGGUAGGUACAUAAUACCAAAGGUAUAAAGAGCAAAAAAUGGAUAGCUACUCGAAAUAACAAGCAAAAUCCUCACUCAAUCCUCAAUAAUACGGCGUUAUGAAGUGCCAGAAAGUACCCAAAAACCCUUGCAAAAUAUGUCUUCAGAAAGUCACAAAGAAAAAUGGGCUCCAAUGCAAAGGUGUUUGCCGAACUUGGGCGCAUUUCAAAUGCCUGAAUUACACUCCUGGUAAAAUCCAAGACAUCAAGGCUGGGGUCAUUAAAGUCAUUUGCCCAUGCCCGAAUUGUGAAACUAAUGAACCUAAAGAGAUUGUAACUAAUCCACGAUUUUCGUGCUCAAGCUUGGAAUGUCCGGCGAAUUUACCACCACCUUGUGAGACAAUGGAAUAUGCGAGUAAGGCAAAUCCAAUACCUUAUGGCAUGUAUGGUUCUAAUACGUCAUGCAAGUCAAGUCAGUCCCCAAAUUUUAAGUCCCCACCAAGUCCCAAAUAUAAACGGUCUCAAGCCGAUUAUUCACAAAACACCAGGCAAGGUUCGUCGACGAAUCAAAGCGUGAAAAUAGCUGAUGAAUGCUCUUGCUCCCAAUUGAUUGCAGCCAAUCAGUCGAGGCAGUGUGUGGAAGAAAGCACGCAAGAUGUGCCGAAGAAUCUAAGCGCGAAAAUAGAUGAAUGCCCUUGUUCUCGAUUGAUUGCAGCCAAUCAGUCGCAAUCCUAUUCAGAUGUAUCGAGAAGUAGGUACCGAUUCUAUAAGUAAGCAACGAAAAAUGCGACCAUCCUCAUCAGAUUUCAAAGUACCGUGUGCUGGUAGUGAAAAGAACCAGAAGAUGCUGUAUUCAAACAUCCAGAGCUUGUGCAACACUGUUAAUCACCUCUCCAAACAGUUAAGAGAUCUUAUGUGCAAGUUAGAAAAAUGUAAUAAAUAAAACAUCACAGAAU
Molecule: messenger RNA, 1079 nt
Organism: Maniola jurtina (meadow brown)
Lineage: Eukaryota; Metazoa; Arthropoda; Insecta; Lepidoptera; Nymphalidae
Exons: 2
Coding region: 244-897 (217 amino acids)
Source: RefSeq, a predicted model, not a curated record